Phyllostomus discolor (pale spear-nosed bat) is the source of this 1958-nucleotide messenger RNA. RefSeq names its product zinc finger protein 501-like. The transcript has 4 exons. Gene Ontology annotation, biological process: regulation of transcription by RNA polymerase II. The coding region runs from base 100 to 1410 and encodes 436 amino acids. NCBI's taxonomy places the organism in Eukaryota, Metazoa, Chordata, Mammalia, Chiroptera, Phyllostomidae. Gene Ontology annotation, cellular component: nucleus. Gene Ontology annotation, molecular function: DNA-binding transcription activator activity, RNA polymerase II-specific; RNA polymerase II cis-regulatory region sequence-specific DNA binding. The record is from RefSeq and is a predicted model, not a curated record.
CGCAGUGGGGUGGGGCGGCGGGCGCCAUUCAUUUUGCUCUUCGCUACUCGUGAAUCAGGCUGGUGACGUAUUGAGUCGCUUGCCUGUGCCCCAGUCACUAUGGGCACUGGAAGGAUGGCCACCCAACUGCUGACCAUGAAGGCCCUGGGAUCAGUGGCAUUCAGAGAUGUGAUUGUGGACUUCACCCAGGAGGAGUGGCAGCAGCUGAAGCCUGCACAGAAAGAUCUGUACAGGAACGUGAUGAUGGAGAUCUACUGGAACCUGGUCUCGCUGGACUUAGAAACUAGACCUGUCCUGAAAGAAUCGGACCCACAGGAGGACAAAUGGGAAGACAAAUCAUCCAUUGUAGUGGUGGAGGAAGGACCCACAAGGAAUGGUGCCCAGGCUUAUACCUGUGAAGGAACAGGGGCACAGGGUGACCAGGUGGGGCAGCAACAGGGGAAUCCAGGGACCUGUCUGGGGAAUUUGGAUAUGUCCCAGGUGUUAGCCCCUGAAUGUAGUCAGUUUAAUGUAUUCGUCCACCAAAGCCCUAUGCCAGCCCCACUGCAAUCAGAAGAACCGGGAGGAGACAGGACACACCCAUUCACCAUGUGUGGGAAGAACUCAGGUACUUCUAGCCUCAGUCCUCCCUCCCAACUUUGUGCAGAGAAGAAGACAUACAAGUGCGGACACUGUGGCAAGGCUUUCAGCUAUAAAUCGUCCCUGGGUAAGCAUCAACGAAUCCACACUGGGGAGAAGCUCUUCUCAUGUACCACGUGUGGUAAGCAGUUCACCCUGCAGUCUUCCCUCACCAUCCACCAGCGAGUGCACACCGGGGAGAAACCGUAUGUGUGUGGGGACUGUGGAAAAGCCUUCAGCCAGAAGGCUCACAUCAACCGGCACCAGAGGACACACACUGGGGAGAAGCCGUAUGCAUGUGGGGACUGUGGCAAGGCCUUCAUCCAGAAAGGGAAUCUUGUCCUGCAUCAGAGGACGCACACUGGGGAGAAGCCAUACACAUGUGGGGACUGUGGAAAGUCCUUCAGCCAGAACAGGAGCCUCAUCGUGCAUCGGAGGAUGCAUACUGGUCAGAAGCCGUAUUCGUGUGGGGAUUGCGGAAAGGCCUUCAGCCAGAAUGAGUGCCUCAUCCUGCACCAGAGGACGCACACUGGGGAGAAGCCGUACACAUGUGGUCAAUGUGGCAAGGCCUUCAGGCAAAGCUCCUCGCUCAGGGACCACCUGCGCUUGCACACAGGGGAGAAGCCAUACACGUGUGGUCAGUGUGGCAAGGCCUUCAGGCAAGGCUCCUCGCUCAGGGACCACCAGCGUGUGCAUACUGGAGAGAAGCCCUACAAAUGCAGCCAGUGUGGUAAGGCUUUUAGCAAGAACUCCUCACUUAGGAAGCACGGGCUUGUGCACACCAGGGAGUAGCCUUACCGGUGCUCCAUCUGUCAGAAGCACUUCAUGAUAGGCUCGUCUCUGCAGAAGCACUUGACGGACCACACUGUAGAGAAGCUUUGUAAGUGCAGCCAGUGCGGCAAAGCCUUCAUCAGGAACUUCUUGCGUUCCGUUCAGCACAGGAUCCAUGUGGGAGACAAGCCCUAUGAGUGUGUCAAAUAGGGAGAAACCUUCAGGAACUUCAACCUCACAGGACACGUAGCAGGGAGGUGGGGGAUCUCAGACUGGCAGGUCUUGAGGCCAUGGGCAAGUUCAAAACUGACAUUUGGAUCCCACAGGUAGGACACAAGAGAAGUCCUGCCCUAACAUAGGAAUGGGGUCAUAGGAAUGUGGGCUCUGAGACAGACCACAUCAUACUCACUGUUUGCUUUUGCAGCGUCUGCAUGGCCAUAUGGAAAGUAAGCCCUGCUACAGGUCUGGUAUCUGGGAAUGUGGGUAGGGGCACAUGGCUGCAGACCAAGCUGGAGUGAACUGUCCUAUGAGCUUGAACAAAGCAUUUAAUGUCUCAGGGUCUCCAUCUC